Molecule: messenger RNA, 381 nt
Organism: Brugia malayi
Lineage: Eukaryota; Metazoa; Nematoda; Chromadorea; Rhabditida; Onchocercidae
Gene: Bma-pfn-3
Exons: 3
Coding region: 1-381 (126 amino acids)
Cellular component (GO): cell cortex
Molecular function (GO): actin monomer binding
Source: RefSeq, a predicted model, not a curated record
AUGUCCUGGGCAGAUUUAGUUAACAAUAAUUUGGUUGGCUCUGGUAAUGUGUCUAAAGCUGCAAUUUGUGGUUUUGAUGGAUCAAUUUGGGGAAAGUCCGAUAAUUUUAAGUUAGAGCAAACGGAAGCUGCAGCAGCCGGAAAAGGAUUCCAGAAUAAGGAUGCCUUAUUGGGAACAGGUAUGAAAUUUGAGGGAGAGAAAUACUUCGUACUACAAGCAGAUGAUGAAAGAAUUAUCGGUAAGAAAGGAUCAACCGGGUUUUUCAUCUAUAAAACUGGACAAGCCGUGAUAAUUUCAAUAUACGAAGGUGGCGUACAACCGGAACAAUGCAGCAAAACAACCGGAGCACUUGCCGAUUAUUUUAAAAGCAUAAAUUAUUGA